Molecule: messenger RNA, 1776 nt
Organism: Glycine soja
Lineage: Eukaryota; Viridiplantae; Streptophyta; Magnoliopsida; Fabales; Fabaceae
Product: cytochrome P450 71A26-like
Exons: 2
Coding region: 19-1641 (540 amino acids)
Molecular function (GO): heme binding; monooxygenase activity; oxidoreductase activity, acting on paired donors, with incorporation or reduction of molecular oxygen
Source: RefSeq, a predicted model, not a curated record
GUAGAAUUUAUAUAUUACAUGCAUGAGGUCGUGAACCAACACGUAAUAUUAUUACUCAACAUCACAAUCUUGAAGCACAUGCAGAAGUCAAUGUCGAAUUUUCUAAAUGGAACCACUUCCUUGUGGUUCUUCCUAUUUAUGCUAGCAUUGUUCACCACCAUAGCUAGUCUUUUAUUAUCAAAAUUGAAUACCAAAAGUAAUUUAGCAAAAAAAAACUCACCCCCUUCUCCUCCAAAGCUUCCAAUAAUAGGAAAUUUGUACCAAUUUGGCACCCUCACACACCGCACUCUCCAAUCCUUGGCUCAAACCUAUGGCCCUUUAAUGCUACUUCACUUUGGAAAGGUUCCAGUUCUUGUUAUCUCAAACGCCGAAGCGGCGCGUGAGGUUCUGAAAACACAAGACCACGUUUUCUCCAACAGACCAAAGCUUAAGAUGUAUGAGAUUUUCUUGUAUGGUUUCAGAGGUGUUGCAUCUGCUCCAUAUGGACCCUAUUGGAGGCAAGUGAAGAGUAUCUCUGUCUUGCAUCUUCUGAGUCCCAAAAAGGUUCAAUCUUUUCGUGAAGUGAGGGAAGAGGAACUUGUGGCAAUGAUAGAGAAAGUUAGGCUAAGUUGUUGUUCUUCUGCCUCCUUAAUGAAAGUACUGAACUUGACCAAUUUGUUGACUCAAGUUACUAAUGAUAUAGUGUGUAGGUGUGUUAUUGGAAGGAGAUGUGAUGAGAGUGAGGUUAGGGGGCCAAUAAGCGAGAUGGAAGAGUUGUUGGGGGCUUCAGUUUUGGGGGACUAUAUACCUUGGCUUCAUUGGUUGGGAAGAGUUAAUGGGGUCUAUGGUAGAGCAGAGAGAGUGGCUAAAAAGCUUGAUGAAUUUUAUGAUCGAGUUGUUGAGGAGCAUGUUAGUAAGAGAGGCCGUGAUGAUAAGCAUUAUGGGAAUGAUUUUGUGGACAUUUUGCUGUCCAUUCAGGCCACAGAUUUCCAGAAUGAUCAAACAUUCGUGAAGAGUUUGAUCAUGGAUAUGUUAGCUGCAGGAACCGAUACCAUCCUUGCAGUCAUAGAGUGGGCUAUGACAGAACUCUUGAGACACCCAAAUGCGAUGCAAAAACUACAAGAUGAGGUGAGAAGCGUGGUGGCCACCGGGGAAGAGGACCGAACUCACAUAACCGAAGACGAUUUGAAUGACAUGCCAUACUUAAAAGCAGUCAUCAAAGAAACUCUGAGAUUACAUCCUGCAACUCCCGUAUUGAUUCCAAGGGAAUCAAUGCAAGACACCAAAGUGAUGGGUUAUGACAUUGCAGCUGGCACACAAGUACUAGUUAACGCGUGGGCGAUUUCGGUGGAUCCUUCAUAUUGGGAUCAGCCUCUGGAGUUUCAACCAGAGAGACACUUGAACAGUUCAAUUGAUAUCAAAGGACAUGAUUUUCAAUUUAUCCCUUUUGGAGCUGGAAGGAGGGGGUGUCCUGGAAUAGCAUUUGCCAUGCUUCUGAAUGAGUUGGUCCUUGCAAACAUUGUGCACCAAUUUGAUUGGGCAGUUCCUGGUGGACUUUUGGGGGAAAAGGCAUUGGAUUUGUCUGAAACUACUGGAUUGUCUGUUCACAAAAAAUUACCACUUAUGGCACUUGCGUCACCUCAUCAUCUGUCACAAAAUUAACUAGUGGAUCAGUUAUGUGUUCUGAUCAUAAUCUUUCUGUUAUCUAUCAAUUAUGCCAAACUUAAUUUGCCAGUGUUUCUGUUAGAGAUUUUUAACUAGUUUUCUACUCAUAAAAGAUCUGGAGUAUUCUCAAAA